AUGUUUCCCUCUGUUCAGCUGAAGAGAAGCACCCUCUUGAGGCUCUCCAAGAUUCUCUCCCUGUCCGCCGUCACGUCCAGGGGCAAGGCGCAGGAGUUAAUCAAAAACGGAAAGGUGAAGGUGAACAACCAAGUGGUGCGCCAAAACGUCGCCGUGGACAUCAACUCGGCCAUCGAGUUGGAGGGGAAGCCAAUCCUCGUGGACGUGACGACCAAACUGUGGGGCAUCUACAAACCCAAGCAUGUGUUUUGCAGCUCGGAGAGGAAUUACGAGUAUGAGGAGAAGAGGGAGGCUCUCAAGGGUCGCCCCCACGGGUUGGUAACGACUCGGGGGUUACCACAGAAGGGGAGCUACUCCAGUACGCAGUUGCCACCUGGAGAGACGCGAAAGGAAUUCCUUUUGGAGGGAAGGAAGCAAAUAGGUGGGGGGGGAACAAGCGAUAUUUACGAAGGUCACUCUCUAAAAGUGGCUGAAAGAGGAAGGCACCCAAAUUGGAGGAGAGACAUUAUGGGGAACCCCCCCGAAGUGGGAAAGAAACGGGACGAAUUGGAGAGACCCCCGAGGAGUGAACCACAAAAGGUAAAUACAAACCUCUUCGAUUUUAUUAGAAAAAAGAACAAGGCGUUUGAAACGAAAAAUAAUUUCUCCAAUGACAUCCCAGAGCACCUCAUCGUAGUGAACAGCCUAAGUGCGUCGAGCGAAGGACUGGUGCUACUAACAAAUGAUGGGGACUUCGCAAGGAAUUUAAAAGAUGCACAUAACAACAUCAUCACGACGUAUAUCAUAAAAGUGAAAGAGGAACUAACAAAUGAAAAGAUAAAGUUAAUUGAAAGAGGAUGCCACGUUGGCGAUCUACACAUUCGACCACUCACUGUUCAUGUAAUCAAACCGAAUUGUGCCUCCCCCAAAUGGAUCAAAUUUACCUACGUAGAAAAAUCGCACACACAUUUGGACCUUCUCUUUUCUAAAUACAAUUUAACCAUUAGGAAGUGCAAACGUUUUUCCUUUGGUCCGUAUAAAGCAUCGGAUCUUUCGGCUGACUUCCUCACGCCCCUAAAAAUACAUAGCACCCUCUCUGCCAUGGUCCCUAAGUACCCCCCCAAGUUGAUUCUCGCGCAACCCACUGGGAAUGUCCUAACGGAUGAGCAUGACAGGUUCGUCUUGGUUAAGGACUAUCUGAGGAACUCGGCCAUUCGGGGGGAAGGCGCACAAACCACAGGGGUACAGUAG
Plasmodium vivax (malaria parasite P. vivax) is the source of this 1230-nucleotide messenger RNA. RefSeq lists its product as hypothetical. Gene Ontology annotation, biological process: pseudouridine synthesis. Bases 1 to 1230 code for a protein of 409 amino acids. Gene Ontology annotation, molecular function: pseudouridine synthase activity; RNA binding. The record is from RefSeq and is a predicted model, not a curated record. NCBI's taxonomy places the organism in Eukaryota, Apicomplexa, Aconoidasida, Haemosporida, Plasmodiidae. The transcript has 3 exons.